AUGGCCCGAUUGGCGAUUCGCGUAACGGUGAUAAAUUAUAACAACGGUGGCCCAACGACGGCGGCCGGGCUCCCGCAGUUAUCUAGCCUAAAUAUUCAUAUCCGCACUCACACCGGCGAAAAGCCAUAUCAGUGUAAUGUCUGUGACAAAGCCUUCCAUUCACGGUUAUCUGACCUAAAGAGACAUAUCCGCACUCACACCGGCGAAAAGCCAUACAAGUGUAAAGUCUGUGACAAAGCCUUCCAUUCAUCAGGAAAUCUGGCACAACACUCGAAAAUUCACAAUAAGGACUAACAGUAUCAGUGUCCUUAUUGUGCAUCAACGUUCACAAAGUCAUCUAAUCUAAAUAUUCAUAUCCGUACUCACACCGGUGAAAGGCCAUACAAGUGUAAAGUCUGUGACAAAGCGUUCAGUACAUCAGGCAAUCUGGCAGUACAUUCGAAAAUUCACAAUAAGGACCAACAGUAUCGGUGUCCCCACUGUUGA
Messenger RNA from Anopheles bellator, 486 nucleotides. RefSeq names its product zinc finger protein ZFP2-like. The record is from RefSeq and is a predicted model, not a curated record. The transcript is spliced from 3 exons. Gene Ontology annotation, molecular function: RNA polymerase II cis-regulatory region sequence-specific DNA binding; DNA-binding transcription factor activity, RNA polymerase II-specific. Lineage: Eukaryota; Metazoa; Arthropoda; Insecta; Diptera; Culicidae. Gene Ontology annotation, cellular component: nucleus. Gene Ontology annotation, biological process: regulation of transcription by RNA polymerase II.